This is a messenger RNA of Brassica napus (rape), 891 nucleotides long. RefSeq lists its product as uncharacterized. The transcript is spliced from 4 exons. The record is from RefSeq and is a predicted model, not a curated record. Lineage: Eukaryota; Viridiplantae; Streptophyta; Magnoliopsida; Brassicales; Brassicaceae. The coding region runs from base 1 to 891 and encodes 296 amino acids.
AUGUAUUCCAUGCUGAAGACUGGCUACAAGACCUAUAGCAAAGUCUCAUCAGAUGAACGCGAGUUGUGCUUUCGUCAGUUUGCGCAAGAAUUUAAUUGGCCAUCCGGGGAUACGGAAGUCUUCCGUAAGGCGUUCCACAGAAAGGCCAUGGAGAUUUACGGGAAUCAGAUUUAUGAGUGGAAACAGCUAUGGCUUAAGGGUAAGAAACCGAAGUUUAUCAACUCGAAGGUUUGGCAAGACUUAGAGGUGCAUUGGUCUAAGCAGGAGACUAAAGAGCAAUCAGACAGGAACUCCCAGAACCGCUUGAGCGACCAUGGUGGACUAGGUGUUUAUGUCCACAAUCUCGGUGCUUGCAGUAUGUCCUCCAAAGAGGAUCAACUUGUUGCUGCAAAUGACGGUGAUCUCGUCGCUUAUCUCGAUGUCAUGAGGGGUGCAUACACUAACAAGAAGACUGGGGAAAUUCAGAAUCCCCUUAUUAGGGAUGUCAUAGACUUGGUAGAAUCCCGGAAACAAGAAUAUAUAGCUUCACAGCCCCUCUCCAAUGAAGGUUCUUCGGCUUCAACCAACUUGUCACGAGCUCGAGUUAACGAAAUGGUAGAAGAGGCGGUUCCAAAAAAGAAAGGUCGUUUAGUCGGGUUGGCUCGUCGUGCCUCUUCCUAUCCUUCUUCUUCACAAACUCCGUAUGUGGAUCCGAUGAUUAUGAUGGAGCUGCAGAAAAAGGAUGAUCGGAUUGUAGAGUUGGAGUCUCAAAACGCUACAAUUCUUGCACAGAUGGCCCAACAGGAUGCUCAAAUAGUGGAACAUAAAGCUGAAGUAGCGGAAGCUAAGAGGAUGAACCAACACAUUAUAGAAAAGAUGAAGCGACUAUUUCCUGCAGAAUUUUCGGAUUAG